Messenger RNA from Caretta caretta (loggerhead turtle), 2292 nucleotides. The record is from RefSeq and is a predicted model, not a curated record. NCBI's taxonomy places the organism in Eukaryota, Metazoa, Chordata, Testudines, Cheloniidae.
GCUGUUGUUUGUUCGUUUUGUUUUUAAAGGGGAGAUCCAGGUCCACCCGGCAAAGGAGUGGAGAUCAAGGAUCUGGAGAGACUUUUUGAAGCAUAUGGGAUCAAGUUGGGGCUGCUGAAGGAACUGACUGAUCUUCUCCUGAGGGAAGGGUUUGAAGCUCUGAUCCAGCGGCGGGCCAGCUCCGGGAAAAGCAAGCCAGCCAAGAAAAAGGAGGGUUUUACACAAGCUACGGACUAUGCUGCUUCGCUGAAGUAUGAUUUUUCUAGCAACCCUCUUACCAGUAUAGAAGUGACUGAAGAAGACCUGAGUAUGGAUGUCGGGCCUCAGCUUACAGUUCCAGAAGCUGUAGGACAUCCUACUAAGGAUGUAACAAGCCAGAAGAAACCUCUGGUUGAUGGGGCAACAGCCAUCAGUCUUGGUGACUACACCGAAGUGGAAGUAAUGGUAAACCAGACGCGCUCAUGUCAGAGACAGCCGGAGGCUAAGAAACGGAAAGGCAGCCCUAGACCUCUGAAUGCAACCCGGCUACAAACUAGCCAAGAAGAGCCCACUACAGGGCAACAACAUACUGCUGAAAAUACUUCUCUUGAGUGCCAGGAGGUGGAUGGGUCAGUAAUAAGGGAGAAUGAAGAGGCUCGGCAGAGCCCAGCUGGUCUUGCUCUGGGGUCGGAGCCUCCCGCACUGGGAAACAUUUCUGCGGAGACGCCAGAGCCCUUGAAGAAGAGGAGGAAGGAGAAAGACGUGAGCAGAGAAAAUGCAGAUCCAGUUGACGGCCCGGAGUUAACAAGCCGUGUUAGAGUCAGAAGAACGGCUGAGCGACAGAGGCACAUGGCUCACUCACCUGGUCCCACUGGAGUUCAGAAGUCCCCGGCUGGAUAUGUGGGAGAAAAGGGAUCUCCCGGAGCCAGAGGAGACAAAGGAGAAAAGGGCACUAAAGGAGACAGAGGAGAAAAUGGUCAAAAGGGAGAACCAGGAAUUGGGUUCAGAGGCCCCGCUGGUCAGGCUGGGCCCCCUGGGCAUAAGGGGGAGCCCGGGGCCCCGGGACCUCCGGGAGUGCAGGGCAUCCAGGGUAUUCGUGGCAACCCUGGCAUUCCAGGAUCGCCGGGAGAGAGAGGCGCCCCGGGUCCACCUGGCAUGCCAGGGCAGAAGGGGGAACGUGGUAAGAGAGGCAGGAAUGGAUCCACUGGGCCAGCAGGACCUCCCGGGCCCCCGGGAAAACAGGGGAUUCGAGGGCUGCCCGGGACCAAUGGCAACAAGGGGGAGAUCGGCCUCGGCGUGGCAGGUGCGAGAGGUCCCCGUGGACUGCCUGGCCCCGGGGGGGAGGAGGGCAUUGCAGGAGUCCGAGGCCCCAUUGGCAUGAUGGGUCCGAAAGGUCUGCCUGGAACGAAAGGAGAAAGAGGUGAUCGUGGCUUCCUGGGACCCAAGGGAGAAAGAGGUGAACCCAUUAUUAUUUUUGGACCUCAAGGCUAUAAAGGCAACAAAGGAGAUCCGGGUGAGCGGGGCCCGCCAGGCUUCGAUGGAGACAAAGGCGAGAAAGGGGAGGAUGGGCCUGCAGGAGAAAAGGGGGUCAAAGGUGAGGCAGGUGUCAAAGGGGCCAUGGGACUGUUCGGUGCCAGAGGACCAGUGGGACAGAAGGGAGAACCCGGAGAACCUGGCCUGCCUGGAUUUGCUGGCAUGGCUGGCCUCGAGGGGAAGAAUGGAAUCAAAGGAGCUAAAGGUGACCGAGGUCUGCAGGGUCAAAAGGGGGAACCGGGAGCGAAAGGUGAUCCUGGUAUAACUGGAGACCUUGGACGGAAAGGAUCUAAGGGCUUACUUGGUUUUCCUGGGCAGAUGGGUAGCCCUGGUGCAGAUGGAAUAAAGGGUGAGACUGGCAGCCCUGGAAAACCAGGGAUACCAGGGUCAGACGGACUGCUUGGGCCAAAGGGUGAGCGAGGAAUGUCAGGUGCAGAUGGCCCCAUGGGAGUUUCUGGGGAGAAAGGAGAAAAGGGGGCCAAGGGAAUUCCUGGCUUGGGCGGAUUUAAAGGGCAGGUUGGAUUCCCGGGGAAGACUGGUGUGGCUGGACCUCCUGGAUCUCAAGGACCACAAGGUGACCCGGGACCACAGGGUACAAGAGGUAGAAGAGGAAGACCUCAGCUCUGCCUCAGGGGUCCUCCAGGUACUCCUGGCAACAAAGGAGAAAAGGGAGAAAAUGGUCCAGCUGGUCUGAAAGGAGAGAAAGGAGAUCCUGGCCUUUCUGAAGAAGAAGUGAAGGACGUGGUCAGGAGUGAAAUGAGUGACAAAUGCGGUAAGUAA